CGAGGCCGCGAGAAGCCGCAGUGGGCCGCCAUGCAGGCAGUGAGGCAGAGUGCAGGUCCCGGCCUGCUGAAGUUUACUCGCUUAACACUGUGUCCAGGCCGCCACUACCAACAUGCCGCGGCCCAGAGUGAAUACACGGAGACCCCGGAGUACCCUCCCAUCCUGGACACGUCCCGCAAGGCCCGCAAGCUGCGGGAGGCGACGGAGUGGCACGACAAGAUCACCCGCCUGCCCACCGUCGAGCAGAAGAUGAUGGAGAUGAACAUGCCCAAAUACUACGGUUACUGGUCGUGUCGCCUGCACGACAACCACCCGAGGCUGCUGGGGGAGGAGUUCGUGCAGUACGCCACCAGGACUCAUGUGGUGCGGCGCCUCCCUCACCACUACCACAGUGACCUGACCCUAGAGGCCCAGAGGCUAGGGGCGCUCAUUACAGAUCAGGUCCAUCAUCUCAUUGAUCUGCAUUUUAAUGGCCGUAUCAAUAGGAAGAUGGAGAUCACUAGCCGUGCUAAUGAACUGCACCACACUAAGAACUUCCUGCUCGGCUUGCAUAGAAUUAUAGUGUCAUCAUUGCCAUCUACUGUGCAACACAUCAAAGAAUCUAUGGUAGAUAUACAACCUCGUGUUGAAGCUUUCUGGCUUCUUGGGGGCAUCGAACCAGAUGUCAUGUUGAAGAAGUCACGGAGAAAUAACAAAUUUCUGAAAGAGUUUGAGAAUGAUUUAAUUAACAGGCCUGUGCAAGGAACAAGCACGCCGUGCCUGGGAGUACGCGUGGCCGAUUUUCUCCCAGAAGUAGUCAGUCGAGAUGAUCCGUUGUCCAAGUCGGGUCUAGUGUCCAACAGUUCCAGUGAUCCUCGUUCUUAUGGGUUUCACUUCAAGCACAAGCAUGCUAUCACAGUGACAGGAUUUUGGCCGGGGGAAGCCAAGGAACACAGUCAGCUUUGGAUGCAUACUCGGGAGAUACUUCCCAAAUUUGUACAGGAAUUUGGUGCGCACAAUUUCAAUACAGCUUUAAUUCAGAAAGUGGUCAUAUCGUCCUUCACCCAGGCUCUAGCACAUGCUAGCUACCUUGGGUUUGGCCCAGUAACAGAGCUCACAUACCCAUUGGUCCAGCAGUCUGUUCUUACCAAUGGUCAGCAGUGGCACUUCAGCAUGUAUCAGCUAAAUACUAGCACAUUACAUUGUGAUCGUGCUGAGGAAAAUCCCUAUAAUAAUAUUCUCUGGCUUGGUGAAGAGCAGUUCCUGUUUGAGGCCGUAGAUGACAGUGGUGUUAAGGGUUUUAAUUCUGAAGUACUUACUGCUUUGAUUUCCUUAUUCCUCAAGAAAGGCAUCAAAAGAGAGAAUCCAACACCAUAUCUAGGAUCAAAUAAGCUAUUGGCAGAUCACCCGGCCCGUAAAGAAUAUCGUGAGAUGUUCCACACAUAUCUCCAGCAUCUCUUUUCUGGUCGUCCACGUCACAUUCUCAAGCCGGAGAUAUAUCUUUGGGAACAGAUAUACAAAAUUAACUUCAAAACGCGCCCCUUCCACCCACCAAGACGCUUCUUUGAACCCCACUAUAACCAGAAAGAUCCCGGCAGUCGGCGGCUAGAUGACUACGAUCCAAUUUAUAUUCCAAAAGCUCUGAGAGAGAAAAAGUCUUAUAGAUAUAAGCCCAAGCUAAAUACCGAACAUCUAUAUACAUACGAUUAAAUGUUGUAAGUAUCUUCAUUAGAAUUGUUUCCAUGAUCUGCUGUGCUAACGCCUAAUGUCCAGCCGAAUUACUGUAGACACUGUACAGUAUUAGAAUUGGUAAUAGCACUGUUAGUUUUUUUGUACUGUGUGGGUUAUAUAUUACCACAAUAGAGUAUGUUUUAUUUGCUAUUAAGCAACAUUUUCAACAAAUUUUUGACAUUUUCUAGAAAGAAAAUAUAAAUAGCUCAUUAUCAGCUGGCACAUUUUUGUAUCUUUUAAAAUGUGCCGAGAAUUGAAAUGUUGAUUUGAACCUUGAUAAUUUGUAAUAUAAACUAAUUUUUUGUAUGUAAAUAAAUGUUUUGAACUGA
This is a messenger RNA of Procambarus clarkii (red swamp crayfish), 2039 nucleotides long. RefSeq names its product mitochondrial ribosomal protein S30 (gene mRpS30). NCBI's taxonomy places the organism in Eukaryota, Metazoa, Arthropoda, Malacostraca, Decapoda, Cambaridae. Gene Ontology annotation, molecular function: structural constituent of ribosome. Gene Ontology annotation, cellular component: mitochondrial large ribosomal subunit; mitochondrion; ribosome. The record is from RefSeq and is a predicted model, not a curated record. Gene Ontology annotation, biological process: translation.